CCCUUCAAAUAUCGUAGUACAUGUGUUGUGUGGUCUUUAUAUAUUGUUUUCAAAUUCGAUACACGAAUAUGAUGACCCAACGAACAACAAACUACAAGUGAAAGAGUAAAUCAAUUGUUCAUUUCAUGCUUCACACAAUACCUAAUAGUUAAAACAAAUAAUCAUUUCCCUCUCCCUAAAUCUCAAACCACCUUCAAAAAUAGAUCUAAUAAUUAUUUAAACGAAACCAACAUUACGUAUCCACAUCAAACACCAAUUUCUCAACAUCUCAAAUAAAUAAAUUAUACAUCCCCACAACACCCAAAUCAAAAAACACUAAAUCAAAUUAUCCACAAACAUUCCCAUAAAUUAAAACAAACAAUAAAAUCAAAAUCAAAAUUCAUUAAAUUAUCCAAAUUUCUUGGAUUGCACGUCCUUUUAUAAGAACAUCCAUCCACCAAGCGAGUAACGACCAAGUCAAGAGUAGGAAAAGGAACCUAAAAAGAACCCCCAAAAAAAGGAGGUCCAAAGAUAAAGAUUAUUUAUGCUUUAAUCCUUUUAUUUUCAGGGAAAUUGAUGCUUUAAUUCUAGUUUAAAUCCAUAAUUAUAAUUUUAUUAUAUACAACUUGCUGCCUAAUUAGGGGCAGACCAUACAUAUAGUUGUACAUAUAUACGCAUACAGUUAUACUAAAGUCUAUAAAUAUUCGAUAUUUACCAAGAAAGGCUACAAUUAUCUACCAUAUUUCAUACAGUGCAAAUUUGAUUAAUCGUAGAAAUUGUUUUGGUUGAUCUAAGAAGGAAGAAUGUCAUCGUUGUCGUUGUCGUCGUCAUCAUCGAAAGCGAAAUCGUGGAUGUGUGGGUGUUGUGGCAAUGGUGGGGGUGUGGAACCAGGCCCAGAUGCACCAACUGAUCAAGCUGUUCAACUUCAGAUUCUUGAUCGUUAUGUUGUGUUAGACAAUGGCAUUGCUCGAGUGACAAUAUCGAAACCAGGAGGAAUUGUUACUGGAAUAGCUUAUAAUGGCAUUGACAAUUUGCUUGAAUCUCGAAAUCCUGAGGACAAUAGAGGGUAUUGGGAUCUUGUUUGGAAUGAUGCUAAUACACCAGGGACAUUUGACACGAUUAAAGCAACAACUUUUCAGGUGAUUAUGUCAAAUGAUGAUCAGGUGGAAGUUUCCUUUAGUAGACAGUGGGAUCCUUCACUCAAGGGCAAGUUAGUCCCAUUGAACAUCGAUAAAAGGUUUAUAAUGUUGCGUGGCUCAUCCGGGUUCUAUACCUAUGCAAUCUAUGAGCAUAUGAAAGAUUGGCCUGGCUUCAGCAUGGGUGAAACUAGGAUCACAUUCAAGCUCAAUAAACAGUGGUUUCACUACAUGGCUAUUGCAGAUGACAGGCAAAGGUUCAUGCCUUUGCCUGAUGAUAGGAUGCCCGGAAGGUGCCAAAAACUUGCCUAUCCUGAAGCUGUUCUGUUGACAAACCCUGUAGAACCAAGCCUUAAAGGAGAGGUUGAUGACAAAUACCAGUAUUCAUGUGACAACAAAGAUAUCCUAGUCCAUGGUUGGAUUUGCACUGACCAGCCUACAGGAUUUUGGCAAAUCACACCUAGCUACGAGUAUCGGUCUGGUGGGCCCGUCAAACAAAACCUGACAUCCCACGUGGGGCCUACAUCCUUAUCAGUGUUUUAUAGUGGUCAUUAUGCAGGGGAUGCUCUGGUGCCGAAAUUUGAUGAUAAUGAGCCAUGGAAAAGGGUAUUUGGGCCUGUUUUCAUCUACUGCAAUUCCUGUCCAAAAGAUGUUGAUUUUCAUUCGCUUUGGGAAGAUGCUAAAAAGCAGUUGGUAGUAAAAACUCAGAACUGGCCUUAUAGUUUCCCAGCUUCAGAAGAUUUUCCGAAACCUAAUCAAAGGGGUAAAGUCAGUGGCAGAUUACUAGUCCGAGACAGGUAUGUUAGUGAUGAUCAUAUUCCAGCAAAUGGAGCUUAUGUGGGACUAGCCCCACCAGGACCACCUGGAUCGUGGCAAACUGAAAUCAAGGGUUAUCAGUUCUGGACAACAGCAGAUGAGAAUGGUUCUUUCUCUAUCGAGGGCAUAAGAGAAGGAGAUUAUAAUCUCUACUCUUAUGUUCCUGGUGUCAUUGGAGACUAUAGAUGUGAUGCUGUCAUUACCAUAACUGCAGGUUGUGAUGCACAAAUGGGUGACUUGGUGUAUGAACCUCCUCGAGAUGGACCAACCUUGUGGGAAAUCGGAUUUCCUGAUCGCACUGCAGCAGAAUUCUAUGCUCCUGAUCCUAAUCCUAAUUAUGUCAAUCAACUCUAUGUUAAUCAUCCUGACAGGUUUAGGCAAUAUGGAUUGUGGGAGAGAUACACAGAAUUGCACCCAAAUGAUGAUCUAAUUUUUACCAUUGGUGAAAGUGAUUACCGAAAGGAUUGGUUCUUUGCUCAAGUUCCUAGGAAGACAGAAAACGUGUUUGUAGGAACAACUUGGCAAGUUAAAUUCAAAUUAGAUGAGGUAGAUCAGAAAGGGAUCUACAAAUUGAGGCUGGCAAUUGCUUCUGCUACCCUUGCUGAGGUUCAGGUACGGAUGAACGAUCGAAAUGCAAAUCGACCCAUAUUUACAACAGGACUUAUAGGGAGGGAUAACUCAAUUGCAAGACAUGGAUGUCAUGGAUUAUAUUGGCUUUAUAACGUGGACAUACAGGGUUCAAAGCUUGUAAAAGGCGAUAAUAUUAUGUUUUUGACUCAACCAAGGAACCAAAGCCCAUUCCAAGGAAUAUUGUAUGAUUAUAUACGUCUCGAAGGACCUCCUACCAAUGAAGCAAUCUAAUACGAGUACCAAGGACUGACUCACUUGGUAAUACUCUUACUUGAAAUCAUGAUAUAUAUAUGUUUGAAUUUUAUCGAGUGAGGCUACCUUACCUGCAACUACGAAAUGAAUAAACUUACAUCUCCUUACCUUUAAUAAUAAAAAUAAAGUUAAAGCAGUGUAAUAACCUCUUGUAUUUUCUGCUAUUAUAUUUUAGAUAUUAUUUUAUUUUUUCUGUAUAAAUUGAUGUAUUCAUAAUCUUGUAAUUAAAUAAAUGAUUGGAUAAAGUGGCUGAUUUAUGAUACCCAAAUGUUUAGGUC
Molecule: messenger RNA, 3091 nt
Organism: Chenopodium quinoa (quinoa)
Lineage: Eukaryota; Viridiplantae; Streptophyta; Magnoliopsida; Caryophyllales; Amaranthaceae
Product: rhamnogalacturonate lyase B-like
Exons: 15
Coding region: 783-2792 (669 amino acids)
Biological process (GO): carbohydrate metabolic process
Molecular function (GO): carbohydrate binding; catalytic activity
Source: RefSeq, a predicted model, not a curated record